AUGAUAAAUGCUGUGGUAGACUUUGAGAAGAUGAAGAAGGGACAGUCUCUGAAGAGUAUGAAGAUCAUAGUUUUCCAAGCAGGGAUGAUGACCGACUUUCACAGGAGCCUGAAGACAAAAGAAGGCACAGUUCAGCCAGAGGAGAAGAGAAUAUUCCCAAAAAUAAAAGCAACUGACAGAAAACACAAGUUUGGAGGUACCAGUGUUCGACCUGAAGUCGAAGAAGGUUUCACCAUAGUAGGAGAAGAGUUCACUCCAGCCAUAUUUCAUUUUUGCGGAGAGAGCCAUGAGGAGGUGUCCAAGGCCAAGAAGUAUGUCCAGGACCUCAUCAUGAAAGAACAAAUGGAACAUACCAUCAAGGACAGUUGUAUUGGCUUAUUCACUCAGGAGGACUGUAGGAAGCUUCAGGACCUGCAGAAGAAGUUGACAGUGAGCAUUCAUCUAGAGAAGCGAGGCGCUGACUCCAUCAUCCAACUAGAGGGCCUCUCCAGAGAUGUUUUGACAGCCAAUGAUAGUAUUAAGGAAAUGAUGCGCAAGGUGGAGAGUUUGGACAGACGCAAGCGUGAAGCGGCCCUUGUGGGUUCCAUGGUGGAGCAGCAUUACGCUUCCGGAACAUUCAUUCCUUUUGACCCCUUCACCAAUCUUGCCCUUGAACAGGCCUUUGAUAACCGUUGUGCUAAAGUUAAAAUAAACAUCAAUAAUUUGGAACAUACGGCUGAUUUAACUUCUAAGGAAGCUGUCAGUGGAAGACAAAUUGUCAAGCUCAAAAGAAAAGAAAAGAAAGCUGCAGAAGGUCUUCCGGGUGAUUGGGAUGACAUGAAGGGUUCUGAACUGCUUGAAGUGACCCUGGGAACCAGCUCUACAGAAUACCAACGAGUAGAGGUCGAAUUCAGGAAGACCGGUCUACGCAACCAGAUUAUUAAGAUUGUAAGGAUCCAGAAUAAUUCACUCUGGAAAUCUUACGAGAUCAGGAAGGCUGCUGUAGACAAGAAGAACAAACACAGCAAUAAUGAGAGACGGCUUUUCCAUGGGACAUGUGCAACUACCAUCUCUCAGAUCAAUAGCCAGGGUUUCAAUCGCAGUUAUGCUGGCAAAAAUGCUGCAGUGAUAGGCAAUGGGACUUACUUUGCAGUGGAUCCCAAGUACUCAGCCAGCCACACCUACUCCAAGCCUGAUGCCCAGGGGCACAAGAACAUGUACUGGGCCAGAGUGCUGGUGGGGGACUUCACUCGGGGGUCGGCGGGUCUGGUUGCCCCCCCAGUCAAAGCUUCAGGGAAUGUUUCUGAUUUAUAUGACAGCGUUGUGGACCAUGUCAGCAACCCACAAAUGUUUGUCACAUUUCAUGAUGUGCAGGCUUACCCUGAAUACCUGAUUACCUUCCACUGCUGCAGCAAACCCACCGAGAUCACAGAGUACCUGAUCCAUGAGCCUCUGGAAGGUAGCCGGAUCCCCAUGCAGGCCAAAGGCAUGAACGACAGACUGAUCUGGGACCUGGACCUCCCACCCCCCAGAGACCAGCAUGCCCAGGGGCUCCCAGAGCGACACCCUAGACAGUCCCACAUGGGAAGGGGUGCCCAGGAGGACACAGGCCCCCCUGGCACGGACGAGGCCCCCACCCCAGCAGCGAGCCGCCUGGAACCCCAAACCCCACCCAGCACCCGCGAGGCCCUGGCCACCUGGCGCCCCACACCCAGGCUGCCAGAUCCCCCCCCCGCAUCCACCGGGUAG
Molecule: messenger RNA, 1728 nt
Organism: Paramormyrops kingsleyae
Lineage: Eukaryota; Metazoa; Chordata; Actinopteri; Osteoglossiformes; Mormyridae
Source: RefSeq, a predicted model, not a curated record